AAACUACAUCAGUCGAGUACGAGUACGGAUAUCUAGAUGAAGUUGUUGUAGAAGGUGGAGCUCUGGACGUCACAGUCGGUUGGCGCUGGCCUCGCUUCUUGAGCCACGGUGUUUGCGCUGAGUGGCUACCCCGCGGUAACCACAGACACAGUGUGCAUGCAGAAGUUCCAAUCACUUUGGCACGAAUUCUCUUCUCCGAGAAAGUGGAUCAUCUACUACUAGUACUUGAACUGGACGUGCACCUCUGGAGUCUUCCGUUGGUUCGGACCCAGGUGGGACUCAGAAGAACCCGUAUAGUAGUGGAUCGUCCUCGGUCGUUUGCUGCCGCAUGCAAUAUGGAGAACAGUUCUGAUUGAGUUCCGAAUCAUUCUUCAAACACCAGUGUUGGCUGUGCUCUCAUCUGCCUCGCUCCCUGUCAAUUGCUCCCGCAUGUCCUGGAUCUUCCCAGGCUAGGGGCAAGCGACUAAGCGGCAGGGAUGGAGCGACCAUGCACAUGUCAAACUAGCUCGCUAGGCAGCAUGGCGUUUCGAAAAUCGGAACGCCGAGUGUGCAAGCGGUCCUCAGACUGCAGGAGAGGAGGACGAGAACGCGGUGUGUAUAGUGCGCCACGCGGUAGAUCUACAUCACUCUCAUGUAAUAGUGUGCACCUACUGCUAUUAGCGGUCAUAUCGUUGAGUUAUUUGUACAGUGGUAGAGCUGCUGCCGCCAGUUCUAGUGCUGGUGCAAAUGCAGCAGCAGCAGGCAUGGCAGAUGCUGAUGUUAUUCUAAUAGAAGUGGAUGAAUACACACAGGCGCAUGUUGAUAUCCUCGCCAAUGUGACGCACCUAUUGAGCAGGGACCGUGACAGCGCUCUGCGUGUUACACUGGGGGACGACAACAGCACCCAGUGCGGCCAUGGCAGACUGGAGGACACGGUGCGUUGGUACGGUGACCCUAGCACAGACAACGUCACCGGUAUGUUCAGCAUCAACACGGGUACCACCGGUGAUGGAGUGUUGAUCACGCUGUGCCAGGAGCAGUGGAGAAACGUCGUCAGAGUCUCGACCAAUGUCAGCGCGAUUAUUGCCGUGGAAACGUCACUGAUAGGCACAUGCCGAGUGGCUGGUGACACUAUGUGUGUGCAGACUGGGAAUAUCUCUAUCUCAUUACAGGCGUAUCUAGUGCUGCUUGUGUUCAGCGUGCCUGGCCAGGCGCCUCGCUUCACGCGUCCCCUCUACACAGGCUGGUUGGAUGACGGGCAGCCGCGCGACGCACGCGUGCAGGGACUCUACGAUUUACGGGCGCUGGACGUGGAUCCAAACUCCUUCACCAACUACACACUGGAUGGUAACGAUAGUGUGCUGUUCAAGAUCAACCGUCAACACCUGACAGCAGACUGCUACCUGCUGUACCUGACUGUAGUGCAGUCAUUAGGUGAUUCCACUCUCGGCGCAAAGUCUAUGUACUCAUUCACUAUAGUGGCACACGCUAGCAAUGAUGCCAGCAUGUCGUCCAAUGCCUCUAUCCGUAUAUCCCUAGUACAUAUAAACAACAAGGCACCGCUGUUCCGAGGCUUGCCCUACACUGCAAGUAUCCGCGAGAACAUGAGCAUUGGUGACACCGUGCUAACAGCCAAUGUGAGUGAUCCGGAUCGGGUCUACUUCUCCCUGGACCAUUCCCUGCCCGGCGCAGCUCUGCCGUUCGCCUGCCAUCCAUUCUCCGGCGCUGUGUUUGUCACGGCCGGUCUGGAUUUCGAGAGCACUCGCUUCUAUUCGUUCACGAUGUUAGCACGGGACAGGACAAUGCCGUCGCUCGUGAGUCGCGUGCCAAUCAACGUGACCGUCCUGGACGUGAACGAAUACCCGCCUAUCGUCAACAUGUCACUCCAGUACGUCAGUGUACAGGAGAACAGCCCUAAUGGGACCAUGCUGGUUACAGGGUUUGCCACCGAUAGGGAUGACGUCACCGGAGACACCAUCACAUUGUCUCUCUUACAAGCUGGCAAGAUCAGUCAAGUCGUGUAUGCUAUGAUGCUAGUACCCCAUGCAGACACUAAGCGAUCGUUCGACUUGAGGUUAAGCACCAGCCACCUGGACAGAGAGCAGUACCCGUCUGGUGGGUUUGUUGUGGAUGUGGUGGCGUACGAUGGUCAGCACCACUCUCACCUACCAGUGUAUGUGUCCGUGCUCGACGUCAACGAUGAGCCACCAGUGCUGCAGAACACAACGGUGUCCGUCAGUGAGCUGGUCUUGAACGGCACAACUCUAGCGGUGCUGCAGGCAUCCGACCCAGACUCCACCAGUGUCCAAGACCAUUCGCUGACGUUCACUGUCGUGUCCGGAAACGGUCGGCAGUGGUUGGACUUUGUGCCUCUGCAAGGUAAUCGACUUGCCGUGGUGACAGCAGACGUGCUAGACUUUGCAAACACCGACCGGCUGGUGGUGACCAUUUCUGUAAGUGAUGGCCGGCAUAGUACGCAGGCUACACUGACCGUGCACAUCCUGGAUGCUAGUAAUCAUGCUCCACAGUUUGACAUGAGUGACGCCAUGGUGACCAACAUCACGGAUGACUAUCAACCGGGUAUGCCUAUCUACCGGCUUCGUGCCACCGACGACAAGGACGCGGGGACCAACGCGCGCAUCCUGUACACGCUGGUGAGCUAUUCUGCCGACUUGUUCGCCGUGAAUCGGUUCACGGGAGAAGUCAGCGUGAGCAAGUCGCUCAACUCGUCCACUGUGCCCGGCACGGUGCGAUUACUGUUCCGUGCGGCCGACCUCGGUCGACCCAUGAGCCUCUACGCGGAUGCAUGGCUGACCGUGCACAUUGAUACUACUAUCUAUCGGCCGCCCAUUGUCCUUCCAGCUCACUACCAGUGCUACAUGGAGGAAAAUGCAAUUCUGAAGAAGGUAUGUACACGAGUGUUGGCCCGGUCAAGGAAUGCCGGUGCAAGCCUGAUAUUCCGUGUUUCAUCAAGCAACCAUCAAGUUGCAUCCAAGCAGACCUUUGCCAUCAAUUCGACCACCGGUGAGGUGUACCUUCAAUUCGUGUUGGAUCCCCGGGUACAGAGCUCGUUCAGGCUAGUCAUCGAGGUAACUGAUUCACUAUCCUCACGCGGCACCGUGGCAUUCGUCGACAUCUCUGUGAUGGGUGUUAAUAACGCCGCCCCAUCGUUCACUGGUGGUGACAGCAGUACGAUAGUGAUCUCUCGCUACACACCGGUCGGGUCUCUAGUGGGCGCUGUGACGGCUACAGACAAUGACAUUGGUUUGGAUGGUAUUGUUACAUUUGAACUGAUCUCGUCCAAUCCCAGUAAGCCUGCUAUAUCCCUAGACCCUCUCACUGGUGACAUGUAUCUUAGUGAUUCUGAUACUACUCCACUACCUGUCAUUAACAUUACUAUCACCGUACAAGCACAUGAUCAUGGCACAACAAGCAGAUCUUCAUCGCACAAGCGCACCAUACAGAUUGUGGAGUCAAACCGCCCGCCGCUCUUUAUCAACUCCAUGUAUUCCAUAUCCCUGGCCACGUCUUCCACUCCAUCUGCCCUGCUGAACCGACCCGUGCUGAGUGUAACUGCUCAUGAUCCUGACAGUGGCGGCGCAGCGGCGGCUAACCUAGUGUACAGCGUGGCGCCAAGUCAAUACUUCAACAUAUCCGCCGGUAGUGGUGAAUUGCUUGUCAGCGGCAAUCUGCCGAACACACUGCAUGUGUAUCGUCUGACUGUCUUCGCGACGGACCAGGGCAGUCCUGCGCAGCAAGCGAAUGCGACUGUCAUCAUCACCACCUACCCAAGCUCUGGACUUUCCUGCCCUGACAAAAUGAUCACUGUCAAUGAGGGGUGGAAUGUCACAGUAGAUGACCUCAGUGUGUCUGCCUCACCGCAGCAGCAGCAGCAGUACAGCCUAUCCAUAUUUGGUAACGAUGCCGCAACGCUGGACAUGUUCUUUAUCGACCCAGCCGGCCCUACGCUUGUCUUGCGACAUGCCGACACGGCAAUAGCACGAUGGCACAACGUGAUUGUCAAUGUCAGCAGUGGCCAGUCCUGGGCACUAUGCUCUACUCUUGUGCAUGUUAACGACUCGCUGAGCAGUCAAUUGCCUCACCUGGCAGUCAGUUAUACGCGCACAGUACCGGCAUAUGCUCCAUUUGGAUCGCGUGUCCUGCAACUCACUGACGACGACAACAGCGAUGACAUCAUCUACACGAUGAGUGGUGGAAAUGCUUCAACGUAUCUGCGGUUAGGCAUAUCUAGUGGCGUUGUGUCGGUUCUCUCUACACCCAUACGCUCUGUGGCGGGAGUACUGGCAAUGAACAUCACGGCACGAUCCAAGACUUACGCUAAUCACACAUCUCACACUCAGCUGUUUGCUCGCAUUCAACAUUAUGACGUUGCCGGAUUUCGGAUUACAUCACCGGUUGACGUUCGAAUCCCGUCCAAUGCAGCCGUGGGUAGUUUAGUAACACGUGUCCGAGUCACCGCUGAUCUGCCCACCGUCCUGCAGGAUGCAUCGGUAGUCUAUUCAAUUUCAUCAAAUUCCAACAGUGAAAGUCUGUUCUCUAUAAAUGCCUCCAGUGGCGUGGUGUCUGUUGCUCAAGCGCUGCCGCAGCUGACCACCCAACCAUUGCAGCUCACCGUCCAGGCAUCCGUCAACGUCACAAACGUAGAACUCGUCAUGCAUACGUAUAAUGUGUCAGUGCAGCGCAGUAAUGUUUACGCGCCCGCGUUCUCGCUGAGCACGUACACCGUGAGUGUCGCUAGUUGGAUGGCGACUGUCGGCACGUCUGUGUAUCGGCUGAGUGCCAGCGAUGGUGACGCUGUGCUGUCACCGCUGACAUUCGGAUACAUACAGUACAAGCUGUAUACACCUGCUGCUGCUGCUGCUGCUGCUGCUAACGACACCACUAGUGCUGCAGCAACAGCCAGGCUUCCGUUCUCCGUGUCGCUGAACGGCACUGUCACGGUGACGGGGGUAUUGGACAAGCCAUCGUACGUAUUCCAAGUCAUAGCAGAGGACUCGCCGCACAACAGCAACGAACGGCGGACAUCACGGCCCGCCACUGUACAAGUCUCCGUGGAGCUGCCCAACAGUAACACGCCGGUACUGUCUGCGUCUGCGCGUAUAACUCUGGCCGAGGAUACGCCAGUGGGGACUAUGCUAUCUCCGCUGAGUGCGUUUGAUGCCGACACGGGCACCAACGGUCAACUUGUGUACGGACUUGAAGGCACGUAUCUCUUCACAAUCUCCCCACUGACCGGCGUUCUAUCCCUAGCUGCAUCACUAGAUGUUGACGAUGACCCUGCCGAGGCUAACAUGCUACUCACUGUGACGGUCACCGAUCAGGGGAAUCCCCCUCGCUCCGACAUGGCACUGGUGCAAGUCAUCGUGGAGGACAGCAACGACGAACGACCAGUGUUCCCGCAGCCGCUGGUAUUCCUGUACGCAAAGAGUGCUACGGACAUAGGAACAGCUCUUCUUCAGCUGUCCACCACUGAUGCUGACUUGACGCCUAUCAAUCGUGAAGUGGUCUACGAUGUGCAAUCUGCCAGCUCCAGAUUACUGACGAUAAACUACUUCACUGGUCAAUUGUAUGCUGGUGUGGACUUCUCAAAGUUUGCAUUCAGUCAGAACCUAGCCCAAGUUGAUGCCCGCAAUGGUCCGUUCCUUUCAUCAACCUUUCUCAGCAUUCGAGUAGGGCCCCCUCGGCCGCGGAACACGGCUUGCAACCCGCCGAUGAGUCAGGUGACGAUAUUCAGUGAUUAUCAAGCUGGCAUGCUGGUUGCAUCUCUGACGUGCACCGGUACUGCGCUGGUGGAUAGCUAUGCUGUGAGAACAGACGACACUGUCCCAGACCGGCUGUUCCAGUGGAGACCCGGUAGUGCAUCACUGUACCUAAAUGGCAGUAUCCCACGCCUGGACACAGCACGCCUGCUUAACAUCUCUGUUGUACUCAAUGACUCGGAAAGUGGCUUUCAAACCAUGGCCGAGAUCUCCGUCCGCAUUUGGCCAGUCAGCCAGAAUUUCCAUCGUCCCCGAUUUCAACCUAAUGAUUUCUACGCUUGGUCCAUACCCGCAUCAGUACAAUCUGGGACUAUAAUUGGCUACGUCAACGCUACCGACCAGGAUACGGUGUAUAAUACAGUCAGGUACUCGGUGACCGGAGGCAGUGCACUAGGCUUGUUGGAUGUGGAUAGUCUAAGCGGUGCGGUGCUAGCUCGGACUACUCUCGACCACCUACCGUCCGGCACAGAGCUCAACAUUAGCAUCUUGGCAGUGGACUCUGCACCGGAGCCAUUGUCGUCGUCGUGCCUAGUGCUGGCCGUAGUCAGUAAUGGCAGUGUGCCUAGCCGCCAGUUUAGCAUGGCCGUGUUUGAAUCUAGCACCGUGGAGUAUAACAACACGGCUACACCUGUGGCAUGUGUCACUUCCUACGCGUCUCCACCGUUCCUAGGUGCAGUGUUUACAGUGCAACAGGGCUACUCUGCGUUACCAGCAGCAGCAGCAGUGGAGCCGUUCUCUUUCGUGGAAUUGCCUCUCGCUGGCAGCAACACAUCAUCACCUAGCAGUACCACCGCUAUGAUGGUGAAUGUUUCCCUGUCAGCCAGCUUGCAGCACACAGCCUUGUUCACAGCUCUGGGCAGUGUCGAUACAGCCGUACAGAAGCAACUGUGGAUAUCAGUGCAAACAGCAGUGGCAUCAGCCGGCGAUGGUGGUGGCAGCAAGUCCGAAGCCCUGCUGAAAGUGACAGUAGAUGAUACGCUGAACCAAUACUCACCGGAGUGUGUUCAACCGAAACCGUUCGCAGUGCUCCGUGUGCUGCAUAGCGCUCCCGUCAAUUCCUCUCUGCUUCGGGUUGUUGCACGGGACUUGGACUCUGGAUUGAAUGGACAUAUCCACUAUACCCUAGCGACUAAUAACAGUGCUAACCAGUUUUCCAUCAACACUGACACAGGUGUGAUCAUCUCCAGCAAGCCACUCAUAGCGCAACACACGUACAACUUGAGUGUGGAGGUCGCAGACGCUGGCACUCCCGUGCGCACUACAUCUUGCCCUGUGCAACUGUACGUGGAACCCCCCAAACUGGCGUGUCGAAUCGGCUUUGGACCACUAUUUCAGUACGUCACCACCAGCUUCACCGUCGACGAGGAUUCCGACGUGGGAACAGUUGUCGGCAAUAUGUCAGUAAUGCCAAGAGAUACGGUCAUUGCCAUUUGUGCUAUUGAUGCAGUGAGCCAGCCACCACCGUUUGCAUUCAUCAACCAGCAGCCAACGAUCCUCCUUACCAAUACGCUGGACUUUGAGGCGGUCAACAACUAUAGUUUCACCGUGCUCUGCUCCAAUCGAUGCGGUUCAAACCGGGCCGAGGUGGUGGUCUAUGUGCGCGAUGCCAAUGAUAAUCCUCCCGUCAUGCUAUUAAAGCAUUACAUGUUCUCGGCUCAGAGUAACGGUACCGACAAUGCAACCAUGCUGGGAAGGGUGGUGGCACGUGACCGUGAUACGCACGACAGCAUCCACUAUUAUCUGAACAGCACGUUGGAUUCGUUCGUCUCAUUCGAUUUGGACAGUGUGAGCGGUGAGCUAAGCCUCAGCGGACCUGUUCCCUGGUCGCUGCAGUACACGUUGACAGUGUGUGCGUGUGACAUGGCUGGCUGUGUGACUGGACACAUGGACUGUAGCCUGGCAACGGUCAACGUUCAGCUAGUGGACGCCUACACGCCCGAGUUCACCGAGGACACCUACCGAGCCGUGGUACCGGAGAACGCCUUGUCAGGAACAUCUGUCGUGCAGUUACGCGCGUUUGACCAGGACGUGGGCAUUGGCGGCACAGUCAGGUAUCGCAUUGCAAAGCUGUGCAAUGCCUCUGCAAAUGACUCCAUUCCGAUGCUUCCAUUUCAAAUUGAUGCUGUUUCUGGUGUGCUAAGAGUUUCGGGUCCACUAGAUGUUGACGUGGAGAGUAAGUACAAUGUGACAGUGGUUGCUGCAGAUGACGGUUCACCUGUGAGAAGUACCUGUGCCGCGGUGAGCAUAUCCGUCAGCGACAGACCAGACACACCGCCGGCGUUCACGCAGCCACGGUACACGUUUCACGCCAGCGAGGAUGCCGCCGCCGCUCAGCCAGCGUUUGUAGGCUCUGUCGUUAGCGUGUCUGAGAGCACGGUGAUGUAUAGCCUGGCUGGCCAUGACCCGUCGUCCAGCCCGUCCAGCCCGUCCAGCCCGUUCACUAUCCAGCCGUACAACGGCGCUAUUUACAGUACGAGUGGUUUAGACCGGGAACACGCCAGCCUCUACACUCUCAGUGUACUUGCCACCGACCAGUUUGGUCUCAGCAGCCGUGCCAAUGUUACCAUCAACAUCAGUGAUGUGAAUGACGUCACACCGGCGUUUAGCUCUCCCACUCUGUCUGCUGUCAUUUCAGAGAAUGCCACUGUUGGUAGUCUAGUGCUGGCGGCCACGGCUACAGACUUGGAUCUUGGUGCAAAUUCUCUGCUGACGUAUUCCCUGCUGAACUCCAGUUCUGGCUAUGAAUUCUUGUCUAUUAGCUCCAGCACCGGCUAUAUCUACCUGCGCCGCUCUCUGCUGCCAUUGGAGCUAUCCACUCUGCAAGUGGUUGUCAUGGUGGCUGACAGCGGUGCACCGUCCCUUUCCAGCACGGCGCUGCUCAAUGUCACCAUAUUGGACAGCAAUGAGCAUGCUCCAGUGUUUGUUCCCGCUGCAGCACGGUACAGUGUGGUGUCUAGCCUACCCGUGGUCGCUGGCACGGUGUUGGUAACGUUGACAGUACAGGAUAGUGAUGCUACGGUGGAUGAUAACCUGCACUUCUCAAUCACGGCCGGGGACGCAGCACACAGGUUUGCCAUCUCCUCGAAUGGUCAGUUGAGCGUGCUGCAUAGCUACGACCUGUCCGCAAUGUAUGAACUACGCGUUGAGGUUAGCGAUGGCCGGUUCGUGAGCAGUGCAAAUGUUUCCAUCGAGUUUCACAACGAUACAGUGGCUGGUCUGACGUUCAAUGAGACAUCGCCGUACGUGGUGUCAUUGCCAGAGUCGGCUGCAGUGAACAGUAGUGUGUUCCGUGUUACCGCUGUGGAUCACAUUGCAAGCAGUGAUGACAUGUCAGCAUCACCACCGCUACACUACACACUGCUUACCAACACUCACGUGUUCUCAAUCAACUCGCUGACCGGGCAGAUUGUGACGUCGGCACCACUGGACCGCGAGAAUCAGACACGCUACACGCUGCACGUGCAGGUGUGGGACAGGACGGAGGUCACGCGCAUCGCUCAGACUGUCCUGCUUGUUACCAUACUGGAUAUCAACGACAAUGCACCGGUGUUUGCACCCGGCACAUACACCACCACUCUGCUGAGCAAUACCACCAUCUCCAGUUUGGUCUACACGCUGGUGGCAAUGGACGCUGAUGACGGAAGCAAUGCUCUUGUUACGUAUACCAUUGUGUCCGGCAACAUCGGCAGAGUGUUCAGCCUGGCACCGGCUACCGGCCAACUCACCGUUGCCAAGAGUCUGCGUAACCUAGUGUCCGAUCGGUACUCGCUGACAGUGCAAGCGGAGGACAGCGGUACACCGAUGCGGCACAACACCACACACACGCUCAACAUCACCAUCGAGCACGUUGGCCGCCCGGUGUUCGUCUCCGCCCCGUACCGCGUCAACGUACUGGAGAACAUUACUGUGGGCAGCAGUGUUGUCAUGGUGAUGGCCCAAAGCCCGUUCGGUGAUGGCCGAGCGCUGCGUUACAGCUUGGAACGGGGCAACUUUGGUGUGUUCUUCAUUGAGCCAACGCUCGGUACCAUACUGCUUAGCUCCAAAUUGGACCAUUCACAGCAGCAGCAUUACCGACUCAGCGUCAGGGCUACGGAUCCUCUUGAAGGACUGUUCACCGAGACCAGCGUAGACAUUGGUGUUAUCGACGUCAACGACAAGGCACCGGUGUUUAGGCAAACAUUGCACUCUGUAAUAGUGAAUGAGGACAUAGCCGUGGGCUCAGCUGUGUUACACGUCACUGCUACCGAUGACGAUGCAGGUAGCUAUGGCGAUGUAACGUAUUCCUUUGACUCAGCCACUUCACAGGACCUUCCAUUCAGCAUCAACGCACAGAACGGCACCAUCUUUACGACGCAGACACUAGAUUUUGACAACACUAGUCGCUAUGAAUGGGUAAUAUUGGCUAGCGAUGGUGGUAGCCCGUCACUCACCAGUGCCUCGGCGGCUAUAGUCAACGUGCGCAAUGUCAAUAACCACCCUCCAAUCUUCACUUCACCUAGUUUCAAUGCCACCGUCGACGAGGACGCACUCAUCGGCUUUGUGCUAGUGGCCGCCGUAGCAACGGAUGCGGACGGCACUCUAAACCCACUAAAGUAUGCCAUAGUCAACGGUAGCUAUGGUUACUUUCGAAUCCAGGAGAAUACGGGUACACUAUCUGUAGCUGCACCCCUCUCAACUGCCGGUCUCGCUCACCAGCUGCUGAUCAAUGUGUCUGAUGGGACGUUCAGCAGUACGGCAUUGGUUAACAUUCGUAUCCGCGAGGUCAACGACUACACGCCUGUAUUCAACGACUCCCUGUACGUGUUCAGUGUCAAUGAGACGUAUUCGGGAGUGCUCGGGUCUGUUGCGGCGUAUGAUCUUGAUGUCGGCUAUUAUGGAACACUUCAGUUCAGUCUGGGCCCGUCCCUGUUUAGAAAUCUCUUCAGUAUUGACAGCGUGUCCGGCGUGUUGAGUCUUAGUAGCAGUAUUGACUUCUCCAACUCUGCCGGAAACACGUACGAAGUCGAUGUAGUCGUCCAGGAUCCGGGUGGUCGGCGUGACCAGGCCAAAGUUGUUCUGACGAUUCUGGAUGUGAACAAUUGCAAUCCCGUCUUCAGCGAGGCCCCUGUCGCGGAGUAUACCAUUCUGACAUCAUCGGCACCAAACAUAGUCAUCGCCACGCUUGCGGUGAGCGAUUGCGAUGCAGGUACGAACGCACAAGUGUCCUUCUCCAUUGUGAACUCAUCUCACAUAGCACCGCCGUUUGUCGUGGACAGCGUAACCGGUACACUGCGUGUUGCCACUGCACUCACGAGCAGUGACACCUACACACUGGGUGUGAGGGCACGGGAUCACGGCCAGCCGGCACUGCUUGGCUUUCUGACCGUGCGCAUAACAACCACGGCGUCUCCGGCAACGGUUGCACCCAUCUUCAACCAGACGCGCUACGCAGCAAACCUGGCCUCGGACAUACCGAUUUCAAGCCGAGUUGCACAUGUUCAGGCUAAUGCUCUGGAUUCCGCUAAUCUGCCUAUUACUUAUACCUGGCACAGAGACUCGCUGCCCCUUGCCCAGUCUAGCGGGUUCUCUCUGAACCGCAGCAGUGGCGUCAUCAUCACCAUUAGACCUAUACCAUCAUACCCAUCACUAGCUAGGGUUCUCAGAGUGAUAGCGCAAGACAGCAGGGCGCAGACAUCCGAAGCACAGCUGACAGUCACCAUUCUACCACCGCUGGUUGGCUCCUGCCCGACUUACACGGGAAUCACCCUGCAAGGAAGCAUCGCGGAGAAUGAACAUGUAGAUAGUCUAGUUAGCGUGUCUGACACCAUUGCACCCAUUGGCCGUACUGACUACGUGCAGUCGCUUGACUACGUACUAGCCAAUGCCUCUGUGCCGUUCUUCAUCAACGGCACUCGCCUGUUGACAGCACGCAUGUUUGAUUAUGAAGUUGAGAGGCGAUUUGAGGUCGUCAUCCUGGCCGUGCUGCCUGAUGGCACGGAGUGUAAGAAUUCUUCUUCCCAGCUGAUGUCAGUUACGGUCAUCAUCUCGAUAUUGGACACGAAUGACUCGCCACCCAAGUUCACUGAGCCAGUGUAUCACGCCAGUAUUACGGAGAACAGUGCACUCUCUGUGCCGCUCAAUGUGACCAAUGGACCGAUACUUGCCAAGGAUGUGGAUAGCGGCAGUCCAGCUCCUCGAUACAUCAUAGUCAGUGGCAGUGUGGACGAUAGCAGUGCCCAGCUGCCGGCGUUCAGCAUCGAUCAGCAUUCCGGCGUGCUCUACGCGGCAGCUCGGCUGGAUUUCGAGCAGAGGACACAGUAUGUGCUCAACAUAUCUGCCGACGACGGACGUUUCAGUGGCUUUGCUAGCGUACACAUUACCAUACUGGAUACGAAUGACAAUGGACCUCGUUUCACGGCCACUGACAACACGGCUACAGUGGUGGAGAAUGCACCGGCCAACACACCACUGCUGAUGCUCAACGCCAGCGAUGCUGACUCGGCAUUGUUUGGCCCUCUGCAAUACUCCAUCCUGCAGGUGCGUGGUACGGCGCACGUGUCCGAUGUGCAGGUUGAUAAACACACGGGCCUGCUCUCCACUGCUGUGCCGCUAGAUCAUGAACUAGCAUCUGUGAUCUUUAUGACGGUUCAGGUUGAAGACGGCGGAGGCCGUAAGAGUCUGGCGUUCGUCACAAUCACAGUGCUCGAUGUGAACGAUAAUCCGCCAGUCUUCACACAGAACAUGUAUGAUGUGAGCUUCACGGAGCACUCACCCGUGCCGUUCGUUCUGAUUGACACCAUGGCCAAUGACCGGGACACCGGUAACAACUCUGUCCUGGUGUUCAACUUGCUGACGCCGUUCAAUGGAACGUUCGCGCUGGCACGGCCAAGUCUCGGUCUUGUAGAAGUGUUGAAAGACGUUGAUCGUGAAAUCCAAGACCAGUACACACUGGUGGUGGAGGUGCAUGAUCAAGGUCACCCACAGCUUGCCUCUAACACAUCGGUCAACGUCACGGUUCUCGAUAUCAAUGACGUCACACCAGAGUUCCUGGCAUUGCCGUACGAGUUGUCCGUGUUUGAGAACGUCACCAUGGGAACAUCGCUGUUCCAAGUCAGCGCCAUUGAUCAUGACUUGCCGCACAAUGCACGACUGCGCUAUCUCAUUGUCACCGGAUCAGACGGAGCUUUUCAACUGCAUCCAACCACUGGAGUAUUGUCCGUGUUUGAUGCAACGAAGGUUGAUUAUGAAAGCCGAGUGAUAUUCAACAUCAGCAUUAAGGUAGAGGAUGAAGGGCGGCCGGAGCUGGCUAGCAGGGCGUUCAUUAUUGUCAACAUUCUGCCGCUGAAUGAGUUUGCGCCGACGUUCCAGCCUGAAAACUACCAGGUGCGCAUCUUUGAGAACCGUCCCGCGGGAACGUACGUCACCAUGGUAACAGCAGUGGAUAGAGACGUUGGUCUGGGAAGUAGCUUGCUGUAUGGUAUUGCCGCUGACACUGAUCCAUCUGGCCAAGGUUUGCCAUUUCAAAUUGACAACACCACUGGUGUUAUAACCACCACUGCUCCCCUGGACCGUGAAGCGCAGUCAGUGUACGUGUUCAAUGUCACUGUUACCGACGACUACGAGCCGGUGAAGGGCGACACGGCCGUUGUCAUAGUGAUGGUGAGAGACGUCAACGACAACGCUCCUGUGUUCUAUCGGCCGGUGGCGUCGAGUGUGUUUAAAGUACCGGAGAACCUGGUCGGCAUCAAAGUGAUUACACAGCUGUUUGCUAACGACACCGAUGACGAUAGGAAUCAAGAUGUGAAGUACUCUGUGUCCUCGCCCAAGUCUGGUUUUGCCAUUGUCAAUGAGUCACUCGUGGCGACGGCUGUGUUUGAUUAUGAACGACAGCCGGUUUACUCAGUGACUAUAGUGGCUAACGACACGGCCGAUCCACCGCUCAGCAGCAGCGUUACCGUCACCAUAGUGAUUGAAGACCUGAACGACAACGCACCGGUUGGGCAGAAUCAGCGGUUCAUCUUCAACCAGCACUCUCUAAUUGGUGCUACGGUCAUUGUUGGCUGUGUUAGUGUAGUGGACGUAGACACCAACAAGUCGGCGCUCGGCUACCGCAUUGUACACCAGCAACCUGGCAGCUAUUUCUCCGUGUCACCGUAUAGCUGUGUGUUGAGCGUGUCACAGGCAUCCACCAUACCACCGGGUGUUUAUACGGUACGUGUAGAAAUCAAUGAUGGCUUCAGCUCCACACUGACUAACAUCACUAUCCACGUUCGUAGUAUUGGAAACACGUCACUGGCCAACGCCACCGUUCUCCGCGCCACGUCGGUAACCGCACGGCAGCUGCUGAACUCGUCGUUUCCAACGACAACCUUCCCUAUGUCUGUGUUGGCGGAGGAGAUAAACCGGUUCAUACGGCAAUCAAACUGGAGCUGGUCAGUGCAGAUCGUGUCCGUUCAGCCGAUAGACAAUAGUAGUGUGUUGUUAGCACUGGGAUCUGGUGGGCAGACACGGCUGGAGCAGAGCAUGGUCAAUGAUGCAUUGUACCGUCAUCAUAUACACUUACAACAAGCCACCGGCUAUCAGCUGGAGACGGCAAGUGAAACACGUUGCUCAUCCACCACCACGUGUACAGUAUCCGGCCUGUGCUAUCAACAGCUUGCAUUCAACCACACACUCACACCACGCACGGCAGAUCUGCUGACGUUUGACUCGCUGGACUUCCGCGCGGACAGUUGGCAGUACUGCCUGCCAGUACAGCGCGUGACCAGUGGCAGCAGCAGCAGUGCCGAUGGAAUGUCUGUGUCGUGCAGCUCUGCAGUGGUCAACGCCUGUGCGUCUAACCCUUGUUUGUCUGGUGGCAUGUGUAGCAGCAGCAGCAGCAGCAGUGCUAAUGCUGCCCAGUACACGUGUGCCUGUCCCGCCGGCUUUGUGGGUACCAACUGCCAAUACUCCACUCUAGGAAGUCUAGUGCCCGAGACCAUACGCUGCGAUGGCAUAAGUUCAACAUGUGCCCAGGACAAUAGUGUACAGGUCAGCCCAGGGGGCUACCUACUGCUGGAGCAGCUGCAGAUGAAUGUCUUUGAGCUAAUUCUGCAAUUCUCUACGUCCAACCAGAAUGGAAUAAUCCUGUUUGCUAGGAAUGUCGACUUGCCAGGCUUGCUAUCAAUGCAGCACAACUGCUCCUCUCAACAAUCCAUGCCCGCCGCACAUGUUCAUAUUGGUCUGGAAGAUGGAAGAGUGGUGGUGGCCUAUCAGCUGGGAUGUAAUGGUGGCCGCUUGACACCGCAGCUACCCGUGGCCGAUGCUCAGUGGCACAGUGUGCAGGUGUCGUGGACACAGCAGAUGAUCAAGGUGCAGAUAGACUGGUGUAGAUCAAGCGUAGACACACUUACUGCAGUGCAGUGCCAGCAAUCUGACAUGUUCACCUCCAAACUCUGUUCAAUGCCGAGACUCAACUCGCCGUUGUUCGUUGGUGGUGUGGACAGUGCACAUGCUAGUUACCUGACGAACCUGACAGGACUGAGCAGCAGCCGCCGGGGGGAGAUCACACCGCAGCAGAGUAGCGAGUCGGCGGUGUGUAUACGACAGCUGCGCCUCGGCGGUCCCACGGUGGAUCCAGUCAACUUUGCCGUGGUGCCUCGCUUGGCUAACCGCUCCGUGUCUCUUGGUUGCGGCGUUCUCAGUGGACCGUGUGUUACCAUGGACUGUGGCGAAGGUUUCUGCCAGGCACAGCUUGUUCAGAGUAAACUAGCCGGCGUCUGCCAGUGCGACGUCAGCAAGCUGGCAUCCAGCAGGUGCAUGGUCGCGGCAACUAUCAACACUCUACCCGUGGCAGUCGUCCAAUACCAGUUCAUCGGAGGCAGCGGUGCAAACACACGGCGUAGGCGCCAGACCGGUGGAGAUGAGUAUGCACGCAGUAUGUCGAGCAUUGAGAUACGCUUGCGCACAUUCUCCUCAAACGGUUCUCUUAUCCGGCUGGGCAGACUGUCAGGGGACUCAUCCUACGCUAUACUACAGCUUGAAGGAGGAAAACUUCAGUACAAGUACAAGUUAGGGACAACGGGGUUGGCGGCGACAUUGACGUUUCCGGACCGUGUCGAUACUGGCCGAUGGCACACUGUAAAUGUGUUCCGUAAUGGCCGCUCUGCGUAUAUGCGUGUAGUGCGUACGGUGAACGAUACGGAGACGGCAACGACCAUCAGUACUCAGUCCAGCAGUAGCGAAGACACACUGGUCAUAUCCAACACGGACUUCUUCCUGAGUGACUCCAGCGAGGGCUUUGAAGUAUGCCUACAAGGCAGAAUCACGCUGGAUGAUCGAGAGUUGCCGCUGGCUGCACAGUCACAGUAUUUCAAAGUUGUGGAGACCGACGGUGUAAAGGUGGAGUUUCCCGAGCCUAGCUGUCCUAUCAAGCCAUGCCUGAAUGGCGGCACUAGCUUACCAGGUGGUGAGUGUCUCUGCAGGCCAGGAUUCACAGGGGGAAGAUGUGAAACGAACAUUGACGAAUGUGCUAGUAAUCCGUGUCCGGACGCAGCCACCGAGUGCCGUGAUCUGGUCAAUGCGUACAUGUGCCUCUAUCGACACAGCGCGGUGACCGACGAUCAGACACCGUCCGACAUCAUCACCAUCGUUCUCAUUGCCGCACUGGCCUUCAUCGUCCUGGUCGCCAUGCUCAUCAUGUCGCAGCGCUGGUACGUGCAGCGCAAGCUUGCAAAGUACCGCCUGAGAGCGGAGGAGAUGGCAGCGGGCGACUCGGCAGUGGUGUACGCGCGCGACACCCGGCACGACAUGGAGGGCCGGUGCAACGUGAUGGACUACCACGAUCAGGGUGGCGGAGAGACAGACCUGGACACGUUUCACAUCGAAUACAAUGAACUGGCGCGCGAGAAGAUGAGGCACGACGGCAUGGUGUUUGCUAGUGCGGACGAUGGUAUGUACAUGGGUGAUGAAGAUCACAACGCUAUACCACUUGUAGCUAUCGGUGACACUGGUCUAGACCUACACUACACCAACAGCAGUGCAGCCACCGCCACCGCUGAUGUAGACAACGAUGACAUCUUCCACGCCACCGGCGCGUAUAUCGUGGAGGAGCAGACCGAGGGUGGCGCGGAGAUGGACCUGGAUGCUGAUCUCGAUCAAACAGCCAUGUCCUUGCUGGCAGCAACACAACUAGAGGCUGAAGUAGACGACUACUUGCAAGGCCGUCUCGACGAGCUUGGCAUGGAAACUUCCGAGUUGCUGGUGCCCGAUGAAGUACAAGUGUUUGAACUGGAAGGUAGACAGAUUGAUGACGUGGACGCCGACAUUGACAUACAGCUGAUUGAACCAGUAGCACUGGUUGAAACGGCCGCCAAUGAUCGCGAGCACCUACGAAGAGCGGAGGCGCCCCAGGCAUUGUCAUCGCCACACCGACCUAGGCAGCGGCCAUUCCAGGUCAGCAUACAGAAUGACACGCACAGCAUCGUCAGCACCAGCACAAUCGUCAGCAGUGUUGCCGCAGCGCAUGCGCCCGAGCCGGGGAAAUCCCCCACGCACCCAGUGUCGUCGUCUGCGCGAACCGCUUCAAUUUCUCUUUCACCCACAUCGCCCACCUCGCCCACCUCACUGGGGUCACUCGCAUCACCUGUAUCACUGGGUGCAAGGUCAGCACAGCUGAUGGGGGAUAUGGAAGUCACGUCCAGUACGUUUACACGCAACUUAACGAAAAGCGACAGCUUUGCUGCCGAGAGUAGCAGUGCUGAUGCAGCCAUGUACUUGCAGGAGCUGGACCCAGAGCAGCAGAAGCAGCAGCAGCUGCAGCCAUUGCACCUCGGCAUCCGAUCGGCGAGCAUCAAGGAGCGACGUGUCAUCGAUGUUCAAGAGUCAGAUCUGGACGAGGACGAUUGGGCCGGCAUGCGCGUCACUUCUAGUACAUUCUCACGCAACUUACCCAAGCCACGGCAGACAACAGACAACAGACGUGAUUGGCAACAGCAGCAGCGGCAGCAGCAAGAGCGACAGCAGCAACAGCAGCAGGCAGAUGGACAGCGGCUGCAGCAGCAGCAGCAGCAGCAGCAACAUGCAACGUCAGCAGAGGGUCAGUUUGCGAUGCGGGAUGGCUACGGAAUACACUACAGCCAGGACAGCAGUGACAAUGUCUAUGUAUAGUGUACCUAUGUGUACAGUUAGCUGCUGUAAGAGUACAGUCAUGAUUGUAUACAGUUAGCAUGGACUACAUGUAAACAGCAGUCAGCUGAUCAUGAUGUAUUGAUGUAUUGAUGACACGGUGACAGGCUGUCCAUGCUCAUGCAGCCAACCAUCCCCUUGUCAUACUACAUACAGUACUAGUGCGCAGAGUACAAACAUGCACAGCUCCCAGCAUGCCUGUUGGUGACACAACGACAGGACUGGGCAAUCACUGAGCAGCCAUGGCAUUCACAUAUUGAUAUUCACCAACAUACACACACACACACAGUGCUGUACACCCAAUACAUCCAACAAAUGCAUGCAAUGUUCUUACAUGGUUGUUUGUGAAUACACAAUGCAACAAAAGCUACUGCAGUUUUAUAACUCCACUAUUUCCUUGAUGUGCAGUUGUUCAGCGUUAGUUAAUACUUGAUCAACGAAAUUCAAAUCUUCUUGAUUCCUCCUUAUAGAUCCAUGCUUACCUACAAAACCCUUCAAAAUAUUUUCAAAUUUUUAAUAUUUUUUAGGCAGGGAGUAGUAAAAUACCUACUCCCUAAUUUUAGGUGACUACUAGACUGCCUAUAUCGUA
Sycon ciliatum is the source of this 18492-nucleotide messenger RNA. RefSeq names its product protocadherin Fat 1-like. The coding region runs from base 477 to 17885 and encodes 5802 amino acids. Lineage: Eukaryota; Metazoa; Porifera; Calcarea; Leucosolenida; Sycettidae. Gene Ontology annotation, molecular function: calcium ion binding. Gene Ontology annotation, cellular component: plasma membrane. The record is from RefSeq and is a predicted model, not a curated record. Gene Ontology annotation, biological process: homophilic cell-cell adhesion. The transcript has 5 exons.